This is a messenger RNA of Diaporthe citri, 927 nucleotides long. RefSeq lists its product as uncharacterized. The record is from RefSeq and is a predicted model, not a curated record. Gene Ontology annotation, cellular component: cytoskeleton. Lineage: Eukaryota; Fungi; Ascomycota; Sordariomycetes; Diaporthales; Diaporthaceae. Bases 1 to 927 code for a protein of 308 amino acids. The transcript has a single exon. Gene Ontology annotation, molecular function: actin filament binding.
AUGAGAGCAGCGUCGGCAGCAAUUUGCCGGCGACAUCUCACAACCUCAACCACCCGGCCCCCCGCCUCGAUCCAGCAGCAGCAUUCCACGCCCGCCGCACCCCACAGGGCACCACCCACCGCAGUCCAGUCCCUCGGCAAGACCAAGACCGGCCGCGACCUGCGCAUCCGCAGCUACCCACGCUUCGCCACCCUGGAGGAGGAGCGGCAGUACCGCAAGGAGCACCUCGCAGCCGCCUUCCGCGUCUUCGCGGACAGAGGCUACGACGAGGGCGUGGCAGGCCACAUCUCUGUCCGGGACCCGAUCCUGACAGACCAUUUCUGGCUGAACCCCCUGUCGGCGCACUUCUCGCAGAUCCGCGUGUCGGACCUGAUCCUCGUCGACGAGGGCGGCGCCAUCGUGGAGGGGGACGAGCCGAUCAACACUGCCGCUUUCACCAUCCACAGCGCCGUCCACCGCGGCCGACCGGAUGUUCACGCUGCUUGCCAUGCGCAUAGUGUCUAUGGGAAGGCGUUUAGUGCGUUUGGGAGGGAGCUGGAGAUGAUCACGCAGGACUCGCUGCGGUUUUAUGGGAGCCAUGCUGUGUACCGGCAUUUUGGCGGCGUGGUGGUUGAUGCCGAUGAGGGGGCGAGGAUCGCGGGUGCUUUGGGCAAUGGGAAGGCUGUCAUCCUGCAGAAUCAUGGACUUUUGACUGUGGGACAGAGCGUCGAUGAGGCUGCUUUCUGGUUCAUGUCUCUGGACCGCACGUGUCAGGCUCAGCUGCUGGCGGAUGCUGCCGCUGCAGGUGGGUAUGAGAAGGUACUGAUCGACGAGGACGAGUGCAAGUUUUCGGCGCAGAGUGUCGGAGGCCCGGAGAAGGGGUGGCUUGCCUUUCAGCCGUAUUAUGAUGAGGUUCUGGCCAGGACGAAGGGGGAUUUUUUGACGUGA